Messenger RNA from Suricata suricatta (meerkat), 954 nucleotides. RefSeq names its product olfactory receptor 52E2-like. Gene Ontology annotation, molecular function: G protein-coupled receptor activity; olfactory receptor activity. The record is from RefSeq and is a predicted model, not a curated record. Gene Ontology annotation, biological process: G protein-coupled receptor signaling pathway. Gene Ontology annotation, cellular component: membrane. The transcript has 3 exons. Lineage: Eukaryota; Metazoa; Chordata; Mammalia; Carnivora; Herpestidae. The coding region runs from base 1 to 954 and encodes 317 amino acids.
AUGUUUUAUCCCAACAGGAGCAUUUUUCACCCAGCCACAUUCUUCCUCGUUGGAAUCCCAGGGCUGGAAGAGGCCCAUGCCUGGAUCUCCCUGCCUUUCUGCUCUGUUUACCUGGUGGCUUUGCUGGGCAAUGCCACCAUUUUGCUAGUCAUCAAGAUGGAGCAGGCCCUGCAGAGAGAGCCCAUCCUACACCAGCCCAUGUUUUACUUCCUGGCCAUGUUGGCUACUAUUGAUUUGGGUCUGUCUACGGCUACCAUUCCCAAGAUGCUCGGAAUCUUCUGGUUUAGUCUCAGGGAGAUACUCUUCAGUGCUUGUCUCACCCAGAUGUUUUUUAUCCACAACUUCACUGGUAUGGAAUCGGCAGUCCUGUUGGCAAUGGCUUAUGAUCGCUAUGUGGCCAUCUGCAACCCACUUCGAUAUAGCACCAUCCUCACCAACAAGGUUGUUUCUGUGAUUGGUGUUGGUGUGUUGGUGAGGGCAUUUGUUACUGUUAUACCGGUUGUGUUUCUUAUUUUGCGACUGCCCUUCUGUGGGAAUCAUGUCAUUCCCCAUACCUACUGUGAACACAUGGGUCUGGCUCGUCUGUCUUGUGCCAGCAUCAAGAUCAAUAUCAUCUAUGGCCUGGGUGCUAUUUCAAUCCUAGUAUUUGAUAUCGUAGCCAUUGCUCUAUCUUAUGUUCAGAUACUCUGUGCCGUUUUCCAUCUUCCUUCCCGGGAAGCCCGACUCAAGUCCCUCAGCACAUGUGGUUCUCAUGUUUGUGUAAUUCUUGCCUUCUAUACACCAGCCCUCUUUUCCUUUAUGACACAUCGCUUUGGCCAUAACGUCCCCCAUUAUGUCCACAUACUCCUGGCCAAUCUUUAUGUCAUAGUGCCACCAAUGCUGAACCCUGUUAUAUAUGGCAUCAGAACCAAGCAGAUUUAUGAUGGUGUGAAGAAAAUUAUAUUGCAAAAAUAA